ACAAAAAUUUGCAUAGAGCCAUUUCUAGGGUUAUUCACGUCGUUUCUAAGGAGGCUCGUCGGAGAAGAAAGAAAAGUCGCCCCGAAACCUUCGAAUAAUACGCUCAGAGAUGACUGACAUAGAGAAUAUGGCCUUAUUUGAAGAAAAUCCCUUAAAGAGACGAGCGAUUAACUGUGACAGGCUUCAGAACAAGGUUUCUUGGAUUCGUCAAAGAUUUGUCAAGGAUGAGAAUUCAGGUGUGAGAAAGACUGACUUUUACAAUUUUGUCCUCAUAAACUUGGGAAAGAUGAGCUACCGUGAUGUAUGGCAUUUGCUGAAGAUGGCCUACCCACACGUGGAGCGAGUACGAAGAGGUCGCAUGUACAUGUAUUGGGGGAUACAAUUUGCUGGGGCUCAGACGGAAAAUACUCUCUCUGGUCGUAGUUCUGAUGAAGAUUACAAUUUCUAUGAGUCACAAGAGAAUGGUUACAAAAGAAGAUGCCUGGAUAACACGGCUGUUGUUAAGGAGGAACGGGAAAGCCAAUUCAUAAAUGAGUCAUGCCCAGAAGAAGGUGAUGUUCUCAAACCGGAAGAGAUAAAAGUCUACACUAGUUUUGAGGAUUAUAAGAAAGCAGAGACUGCCAAGAUGUCGAAAAAUCCCCAAGAUGAGCCCAAUAUUGAACAUUCUACUGGAGUCAGUGAGUGCUCUAAGAAUGUGGUAACUAGUUGUGAUCAAGGUGGAAAAAAGAUUCUUCAGGGAUCUGGGAAUGAGCUGGACAAUAAUAACACUACGAGGGAUGCGACACGAUCACCCUCUCCACCUUUGGAGAUAUUUGCACCUUCUUCAUUUUUCAUUAAAAAACCCUCUGAUAAAUCCAGUUACCACGAUUUCUCUCCUUCAAGUUCUUGCGAAGAAUCUUGCGAAGAUUUGUUCCUCGAGGAAGAGGAAUUGGAAAAAGAGACAAAGGACAACGAUGGAAAAGAUUUAGGCAUAAGAAAUGAUGUUACAGACGAACACCAUCCCCCUUGUGACAGUGUGGACAAGAAAGGAAAAGUAGCGGAUUUUUCAAUGUCCUUGCUCAAGCCUGAUAACAUCAAUAAAGUCUGUAUACCCCUAUUAAGUAGCAAAGCUGAGACCGAAAGUUCGUGUAAUAGUACCUCUUCCUGCACCUCAAGCCGAGCGAGCUCUACAGACGCCGUAGCUAACAUUGCGAGCCAAAUGGAUAAGCAUUUAGACUCGGUAAGGUGCGACCCUAUCAUCGUGUCUGUUUCCAGCAUUGCACAUCAGGAGGACGAAAAUAAGCCAGAAAUCUCAGCUUCUUUAAUAACAGAAGGAGAAGAAUGGGUGGAAAUAAAGGAUAUUUGCACCCAAACAGAUAAACCGCAGUCUACGUUAUGUUCAAUUCACGGUAAAACCAUCACCACCCUGUCCCAGUACACAAGGCAGGCCUCACUCCCUAUUAUGGUAGGUCAGCCUGCGACUAUGGCAUCCAUCGAUCCUGAGACUCAAAGUGCUGGAGGGCAAUCAGAAGGGACGCUGGUGACGUCCCAAGCUAUGGGAUACCUCCGUAGCAGAUCUUCACCCAGUACGUAUGACUUCUCAGAUUCAGUCAAGAUGAUCAUGAUAAGUAGCAGCUACAAUCCAGCAAACGCUGCAACACAACCUGUGCUUACCCGGGGAACCACAAGUGCUUCUCCCGAUGGUGACAGCACUGGGAGGGUUACGUGGGCGAUGAAUGGACAGAGACCGCUGAUGCCAAAAGUGAUGACGGACUCUCGUACUCUUGUCACGGGCUCUAAAACUUCUCCAGAUGUGUUUGGUAUUAAGUUACCUACAGGGGAUCUGAAGGAGGCCAACGAGACUUUGGACCAGAUUGUACAACAGAGGUUUAAAGUCUCUGGUAAUGCGACGCGCUUCACCCGGUCACCUGAGACAGCAAGGACUCCUUCCGGCGUCCCUAUCAAUGAGGGUAUGCAACCAUCGCUGCCUGCGUCUAGUAAACCGGACCGUACUCCUCCUGUGUCCAUCUGUCCAACAGGGAUCUUGGCUCGCGCGGUGCUGGCCAAUAAGACAACUGGAAGAAAUAUUACUGGAAUUUCUAGGAAUGCUUUGCUAGAAUCUCUACGGUCGUCUAGUAGUGAUGGUGAUAGCUUAGAGGGAGUUCCCGUGGAUUUGAUGUACAACGAGUCUGAUAAAGGCCUUCUUGCGGAAGCGCGCCUGAAUAAUGUACUCGCGAGUAGUAAUUUGAUGGAUAGGACGUCUAACAAAAGGCCGCUCGACUCCUCGCCUGACCUUUCUGAUAAAAGUGAAGCCAUACGAAAGCUUUUGAGUGAGCAAGAAAUUCAGAGGAAUUCCCCGUUGUUUUCAUCGCUUAGUGAUCUUCGCGCCAGAGUACACUGCCUGUCUUCCGAGCUCGAGAAAGAGCGAACAUCAAGAUUAGGUCUCGAGGUUGAAUUACGAAAGACGAAGGCCCUACUAAUUCAAGAGAGACGUAUGAACGACAACCUUGCCUUUAUGCUUUUAAAGAAUAGUAAUUGAUAUCCUACACAAUUUAACUAGGACCAAAUUAUGGGUGGUUAGCAACAGUUUGCGUAAAAGAUAGGAUAUCUAUAUAAAACGUUGUUUUUCUAAAAUAAAUACCUAAGAUAAAACACU
Molecule: messenger RNA, 2635 nt
Organism: Nematostella vectensis (starlet sea anemone)
Lineage: Eukaryota; Metazoa; Cnidaria; Anthozoa; Actiniaria; Edwardsiidae
Exons: 2
Coding region: 110-2518 (802 amino acids)
Source: RefSeq, a predicted model, not a curated record